GGGGAGUACAUUAGGUUUAGGAUUAUCGCGUGAUCUCGCGUGAAUAUGGCUGGAAUGGACGCAGGAAUGGACGCAGGGCAGAGGACGCGGCCGUUCCGCGGCGCAGCCGUUCCGCGCCGCAUACGCGUCCGGUGGGAUCCCGGUGUAAGUGGUUCCGUCAGACCAGCACGGAUUUUGAGUCAAGCCCCCGCCGUGGUCAACUUUGGCACACACACAGAUUGAAACGGGAAUCUGUGUGUGUGUGCCACGGAAUAUCAGUGUCAUUUACUUGCAUUGGAGCAACUUCCGUGGACACAUCAAGGACAAUUUAAGUGUUUCAGUGAGACCACCACGGGUUUUGAAUUAAUCCCCGUGGUCGACUCGCUCGUUGAAACGGGGAUCCGUGUGUGAGCCACGGAACAUCAGUGUCAUUAACUUGCAUUGGAGCGAAUUCCGUGGUCACAUCACGGAAAUCGGUGUGUUUCCGUGAUGUGGCUACGGAUUUCGAGUUAAGCGUCCGUAGUCAUUACACGGAUUCCUGUGAGACCAGGUUGCAACUGGGAACCAUUGGGGCAUCUUGUCAUGGUAAAAACGAAAUCGUUAUUUUAAACAACUUAAAAGGCUAGAAGUAGCCUGACACUUCUUUGAUAGUAUAAUAUGGGUCUUAAAAUAUAAAACGAGUCAUUGAGAACUUUAAGUGUACAGAUUCCCAGCUAACGCAGUUACGUCGCCGCGACGUCGCGGUUACGUAACUUUAUGACCAAACAUAGGUUGCCGCAACGUAAGUUUCAACGUUGCCGCGACGUGCGGGUGAAAGACGCGAUCACGUUGCCGCAAUGUAUCUUGGCGACGUUGCUCGUCCGUAACUGCCACGUCCUGGCGACGUCGUGGCAACCAAAAUACAUACUGGCGACAUUUAUGCAACCUUCUUCAAAAAGGUUGCCAUAACGUUGCCAUAACGUUGCAAGGACGUUCUUGGCGACGUUGCUCGUCCGUAACUGCCACGUCCUGGCGACGUCGUGGCAACCAAAAUACAUACUGGCGACAUUUAUGCAACCUUCUUCAAAAAGGUUGCCAUAACGUUGCAAGCACGUUAGGGCGGAUCUGCAUGGUGCAGUCCUCAUUUGCCCUUUAUAGAACCCACAAAAUCUAGUCUGAAAUCUACAAGCCUCAUAAAUAUUUUACCUACAUUUUGGCUGGUGGCUGUUGCUAAUGUGGACCCCAAGCCUAUUCAAAAGACAAGACAGUACACUAACAAAUAUCAAUUUAUUAUAUUUUUAUUUCAAAUAAUUUUGAAUUCAAUUUUGGGGAUGUUCUUCCGCCUGCCGUUCCAUCCGAACCUGUGAAGAACAAAUAAAAGAGAACACGUGAGUGCAUUUAUAUUCAUUUUACAUUCAGUCAAAUGUCAUUGUACAUUUAGUCAAAACUUAAAUAUGUUAUGCCGAGGUUACGCUAGACUCGAGCGUGAGCACGUUCUAGAUAGCAGCCCAAGUGGCUAUGAAAGCUAAGCAUUGCCGGAUAAUGUCUAAUAGUAAGAAGACGGUAGACGGGGUCUGGCAUUGCGGACGUUGCGCCUAAACAACGUAAAUAUUCAUCCUGGAAACACGAAGUCAAGCCAACUCACUUUGCACUACAGCUGCAGGAAAUGCAUUUUAUAGUUCUUAUGUUAUUUAAUUUAAACGUUUUAGCGUGUAGUUGAUCAAUGUAUUAAUCCUGCAGUGUAUUUUACACCAAUACCACACCAGGAAUGGGGAUCAUUAGCGUCAUCAUGCGUUGUGUUCGUCAAAAGGCUCUAGAAUAUUUAGUUGCCGGUAGAUCUGUUCGGGAUUUAGUUGUUGAGCGAACCUUGUAUUGCAACGGAGAUUUGUUAGUGAACGUGUUAUCCCUGUGUAACAGUGUAAAUAAUUACUUUAUUUUAUUUGUUAAAUUCUGUUAAACUUGGGACUCCAACCAAUAUUUUAUAUUUUAUUCUGAAGGUCCACGGCGGAAGUUUGUGUUUGAAAGUUCAGAAGCACCCAAGCUUACGUUGUGGUAAGUCGCCGUUCUGUCCGCUUGUAAAUAAAGUUCACUUAUAAAUGCAAACCAUGUAAAGAACGAUGUUUAAAAUAUAGCAUAACAUGUAAAAUCUAAUGUUACAUGUUGUAAGGCGUUUUGUUGGUUUGUGUGUGAUGUUUGAGGAGUUCUUGAGCACGAGGUUUAUGUGACAUGUGCGCGCUAAUGCGGGCCUCCUCUUUUAUAGUUGUGUGUUGUCCCAUGUUGCAGGUAUGUUCACUUAAUGUUUAGUUUGUAAAUACCACUAUACGAUCACUUAAUGUUUUUUGUUGUAAAUACCACUAUACGAUCAUUUGAAGUUUGUGUUUGAAAGUUCAGAAGCAACCAAGCUUACGUUGUGUUCGAACGGACUAUGGCUGAAUAUAUAUAUAUGUGUGUGAACACUGGUUGUGUGUUGUCCCAUGUUGCAGCUAAUAAACCAGUCCAGUGCUCAACCCAACCUCUCUCCGUGGGUUCAAUUAAGAAGCAGAAGAGCUGCAGUGUACCCAAGGUCACAUCUGCUCUAUAAGGUGUCCGGCCGCCAUCCCCUAUUCACGUGGUUUUGUGUAUUGGAGAACCUGCUCAGCAAGCUGCAGUCUGCAACUUCUGCGGGAGGCAUGUACUGUUGCAUUUCAGCAAAAGCACAAGGGUGAAAGUCUUUGGUCCCCUUCAACUCCUGAGCAACAACAGCAGCAGUGGCAUCUUCCCCUUCUUUCCCCUAAGGCUGUAGCUGCUCCAAACAAAGUUUGAGGCCACAGAGCGCAACACCCUCCUCACACACUCCCCAGGAUUGGACCCCCCAACUAGGCUCAGAUGGGAAAUCUAAGGAAAUCAAACAACCAUGGUUAAGGCAAGUAUUUGCAUUGUAUUUUUCAUGUGGUGUUGGUGGUGUUUUCUUUUGAGGGGGGCGAACCAAAUUAAGGUAUUUGAAGAUGGACUGCUCAUCUCUAACUACUUAGCUAACAACAGGGAACUAGAGAUGAAAAAAGCUCAAUGGCAGGGCCAUGUGGCACACUUGGUGGCAUGUGUACAAUAUAGCCUAAAGUCACUUCACCAUUAUUCGUACAUUUACCAUUUUUUUUGUGAAAUCUCUAUUUUUAAGGUGCUCCUCGAGUUCCUGUAGUUCGGCCUGAGUUUGCGCCUGCAGUAACUCGACACUAGCUUCCCCAGGGUCCCCAUGUCGAUUUGCCCGUAGCAAUAAUAGAGCCUCCCUCUGAUUCUGCUCAACAGUCUCAAGCCUUCGGAGCAGAACCUCCAAUGUCGCUGUAAAAAAAAUGUUGAGAUCAGAGGAGUGUAUUUAGUAGUAUUUGGUGUCAUUUGCAUACAGUGCAAUACAGUUCAAUACAUGUAUUACCGUUGAUAUUCUUUGCCCAGAUUGGUAUGGUUUCUCUCUCUCUUCGGUCACCUAAGUAAUGUGUAUAAAGCAUAAUGUGUAGGGUUAGUAUAGACAGAUGACUGUCAUAACCUGUUGAUAAGAGUUACUAGUUUGGUUUUAACCACCCUCUCCACCCGCCACUUUACCGUCCCCAGUAGAGAUAGGCAAUGGCGUUUCAAAUGAAGACGCAAUCGAAUCAUCUGCAGGAAGUACAAAAUAAUAAUUCAAUGUUUUUUUUUGGUUUCAAACUCUUUGUUGUCUUGGCUCAUAGAAUUACUGUUAUGUCAUCAUCAUCAUUACCAUACAUAACUUUACCAUCAUUUUCUGUAAAAACGUCUCUUGCCGGUGAAGGAGGGGAGUAAUCUACAGAAAGAACAAGAUAAGAAUUUAGGUUAUGUGUUUUUGUUUCGAAACAGUGUCUUCUUGACUUCUAUGCAAUUAUUUGUAUUUGUUUUUAACCAUCAUUCCCUUGCAAAACUCUACCGUCAUCAGUCACAGGGGGUGAAGAUAUUUGUAGUGCGCUACGCCGUGGAAUGGGGGAUUCUAUCUGGGGUGGAGGAGGAAGGGAAGUCCUGAAAUAGGGACCUUGUCCUGCCUUUUUCCCAUUUCGUUUCUUUGUUUUCUUUUCACCUGAACAGAAUUAUAUUAGCCGAAAGUAAAUAACAGUGUUACAUGUUUACACAUUGUUUAGAAUUGCUGCUUGCACUUUUAACACUAAGUUAAUACAGUACACAAGGAUGUGCAGAUAUACCGGUGUGAAUAAAUUUUUGGGGUUUGACUAUGAUGCGCCUCCCUGUGUCCUCAUUUCCUGUCUCCACACAGGACUUUGUCUCCGCCCUCUUGUUCCUCCUGACGGCCUGAUCCCAAUCAUCUAAACAGUCAGGUGGGCCAAAACAAUUAGAAAUUACACUCUUUUAAAUGUGUUGCAUGUCACCACUUGUUAUUUGUCGCCCAUUAACACACCUGUUGAGGAAAAUAUUUUUAUUGGCCUUUUUAGCCAGGUUUUAGGAUCGGGCAAAUCUUUGUCCUUUGCCCUCUGUGUGGGCUUGUGGAGUGGCCAGUAGCUGCAUGUCUUCUGAAAUGGAAAACAAAAUAGUUUUGCAGAACUUGCAUAGAAUUUUUGAAAUGAUUGACAUAAAGGUUUUUCGCAUGUACUUACAUCUCCCUCUUUUAUAAUCCAAUUACUGGCCACUAUGCCAACAGUCCUUUCCCCCAAAAAUUCGACAAUGCUAUACAUUCUGUAAUCAAGAACAGAGAGGUUAAUUUAAUACAGUAAAGAAUAAUUGUGUCUGUACAAGAAAUUGCAAUGAUAAUACACUGAGCAAAAUACAACAUACUGCAAUGUCAUGAAGAAUGGCCAUGAAGAGGAUUUUUUCCCCCACAGGAAUCUUGAUUGCCUUUCUUUUCAGGUUGUCAUUUUGGAUCCAUCUCAAAACGGUGUCAUUGUUCUUGUACUUCAGUACUCCGAUUAAUGUGGAGUCACAAGGGACACUGAAAAGUGGUUCUGGGUGCUGGUAUACACGGCAAAGCUGGCUUCCGUCCCUCUCCUCUAUGACCUCGCAGCAUUCGCGGCGAUUCAAAAUAAAAGAAGAAUUGGACCUCUGCCUACCAUGCUCCAUUGGCUGUCCAGCGCAUUCCUCAAGCCUUUUCACCACUUGUGACAGGGGGCAUCUUCCACUCCUUACCAUCCUCUUUAUUUUCUUGAGACAAUUUUCAAAUUUAAAAGCGCUACAAUUGUCCAAUCCUCCAAAGGUCACGGCAUCCUCCACAAUGUGCAACAUUGAGUGCACGUUGUAGACCAGAAACUGGUUACCAUAAAGUUCUCGGCCUCUCUCAACAAAGAAUCGGAGGAGAUCAGCAGCAUAUCUCCAAUGUUGCUCAACCAAUGCUGGACUUACAAGUAUGUUCAUUGCCACACUGAAUGUCAUGAAGUGGCUGAAAAAUUCAUCUUUAAGGACCCCCUUCAGCACAAUCUUUCCUGUAUAUAACAUAAACUGCCUAUGUUCCGUUGCCUUCCAUCUCUCAAGCUCUUUUAAGAUCUCUCGGUUUGCGAGCGAAGCUGGAAGGGAUGUGUGGACGGAGGUUGGUGAGCCUGCUGCUGACCUCCUCUAUUUGGGUUGCCGACAUCUUCAGGCCCUUCACUCCUCUGCACCACAUGAAGAGAAGCCUCUUCAUGACACCCAAGCAUGCCUGGUGCAUGUAAUCGAUGGGAAAUGCACUGAUCAUGUUUAUGGGUAAAUCCAAAAGCGGGGUGCUGCCAUGAUGAUGCUCGCCCUGUGUCUGUUGGCGGAAGGAGUCGUCACUACGAGCCACCACCUCUGUGUCUUGGCCACUGGACAGGAGGUUGUUGACAUCCAUCACCAUGUCUUCCAGGAAUUCCAGAUUCUGUGGUUUCGAACCUCCACAAGUAAGGGUGAUAGGGAAGACUGACACUGGUUUUAAAUGGACAGCACAAAGGAUGGGCCACAUUGUUCUUCCUGAGCUCUUAAACAGAGGAAAAUGGACAUACUCCAUACCAGACUUUGAUGUGAUCCUGACCUCCCUUGGUGUCUUCAGGAGUGUCCUGGUGGUGGAAGGCAGGUCAGUGUGCCCGUGACCUCUCAAAACUUUCAAAAGGUCAUCAACAGCAUUGUGUUUCACCUGAAACUGGCAAGCCCAGCUAGCGAGGUCAGAUGCGAGCGAUGCCGGACGCUGGUCGGACGCCUCCAGGUCAUCCCCAAAAACCUCUUCCUCCUCAUCAUCAGAGGGAUCAACAUCCAUCCAGUCAUCGAGGUCAUCCUCCAAAGCAGAACGAUCCUCAAAUGACUCAUCCAAGUCCAAGGAGUUGUCCAUGUCACCAACAGGCGCAAGAACACCGGAUGGACUGCUGGACAAGCUGGCAUCAGCCACAUGGUGUUCUGUGACACAAACACUGGCAGUGCUUUCAGCUAUCCUAUUCAUCACUUGUUUAGCAGAUCUCCAUGAACGGAGGUACUGCCUUGCCCGUAACUGUUUUUCCUCACUCAUCCUGUGAAAUAAAAUGUUUCACAUUUUAACGUGUGAUUGAGGUUUCAAUACAAUCUAGCCAUAAACUGUCUUAUAGCAGGCUUCAGACCAAAGAUUUGUGAUGCAAAUGCGAGCUUCAGACCAAAGAUUAGCGAUGAAAAUACAUGCAACAGGGUUCACACCCAUGCAACUUCUAUCAACAUCACCACCGUUUCCAUAACGACACCUUUACUAUACCAAUUGUUUUUACUAACUAGAUUGCUGGUCACGUUAACCAAUAAAGCUGUAGCAUACUUGGAAUACUUGUUACGCGACUGAUGUUUUGCAAACAGUAGCGUUCCUUACGCAAAGUGGAUAAUUAUUUUCUCCUACUCUCCUAAUAAUAUCGUGAAGCCUCUGCUGGCCUUGACUGACGUGAGUGGCAAGACGUCAUCAGCACUGAAGUAAAAGUGUUCUAAAACCAACUGUCUUAUGACGACUUGCAACGUUCAAUUCACACUGCUGCAACUUCUAUCUACAACGGUUUUGUUACGUUGCAUUGUGAAUCUUUGUUCUGAAUUGGCUUUUCAAGGCUGACAAGGCUUUAUACACAUACCUGACAAGAAUGAGGUCAACGGGGACUGGAGGGAAUGAUCUACGAUGCAAAAAUAAAUGCAUAGGAAAUUAAUGUAAUUGUGUUAAACUUUUAAACAGUACAGUUCAUGAUACAUAUACAGUGUGAAACAGUACAGGACUAGGCCUAGGUUUUGUGCAGGUAAAGAAGAAGAUGGGAAUUUGUAAAUUCAUCUUAAAUCAAAACUGAAAGGUCCUACAAAACAUUGGGGUUUAAACACAGGUGGUUUAAUGGCACCAUAUUCUGGAUUUGCAUGACCUUUGUAUUGCAAUUGCAAAUUGCAUCUCUAGUUCAGGAUUACUAUUAUUAGCCUAUUAGUGAUUGGUGGAUUUCUUUAAAAUUGACUGACAAAAAGUGAUCUCUGGUCGAUUUUUAUUUCAUUUUUUAGAACUUGACGUCACACAAGCGUCAAUCGAGUACUCGUUCAUAUUUCCUCCUAGACUGGGUAUGAUAUUUUUUUCGUAGGAUAAGUCCCGGAUUCUCGCCUCUGAUUGGCUAGAAGGGCUCUCCUUUAAAUCGUGUUUCGAUUAGUCCUAGAUGUUUGCGGGAGUUUAUGUUUCGUUUAUUAUUUCGCUACCUACUUCGGCGCAUGCGCAUGACAUGCGUAACAUUGUAAAAUACAUACUAUACCCCUGAAAUCUCCAAUAAAGACAUUUUAAUACAGCAUACAAUUAUGCUCCCCAUAUUCUUAUGUGUCAGGUAGCGUAUUUCAUCUGUAGACCAACUGCCUCUAUCAAACGAUGCUCCCACUACAGAAUCACGUUAUUGUACACCACUAACCCCAUGUAUACUGUAAGAAUAUGGGGAUGAUAAUUUGAUACUGUAUUAUUAUAACGUCUUUAUUGGAGAUUUCAGGGGUACUGUAUGUGUAUUUUACACCAAUACCACAACGCGGAAUCAAUAGCGUAAUCAUGCGCAUGCGCAGAACAGACCAGGAAGCACAAUAUGAUAGAAGAAAUUGGCAGAACACCCUGCUUGACGGAGUAAAAGAAGACAUGGCGAGGAACGGAAAGCUACGGUAUGUAGAUAUCAUUUGCUUAGACAAAGCUGUUUUUUCGCGCCUUGUGGUACUAGCACUACCAUUGCAAGCUCGUGCAACAGCCCUAUAGUUAAAACAAAUAAAUGCAACGUUACGACUGCACGCGACAUAGGCGAGUGCCUCUGCCUCUUUGUUGUUUCCCGCCCGAUUUCGUCGAUAUUAGCAAGUUGUGGUCAUUGCACAUCCAAAAGGCAAGCCAAAAUUAAUGCCAUCUUAAAACUUAAAAGCCCGUUAAAUCAUAAUUUACCCUGAAUGACAGGAUAAAUGUGACAUCAAGUUACAGAGACUACAGCUGGCUCACAAUGGCAUUUUUUAGCAAUGCCGAUAGCCCCAUCGGCCUGUUAAGUUGGCUAAGUAGCCUGCUAAAGUUUACACUAUUCUUGCUGUCUUCAUCAUACUUCGUGGUGUUGACUUAAAGGUUGGGUACGCGAUUUGCGAAACGCCAGCAGAUUUUGAAAAUACACAACUCAAAUGGUCCUACCCCCUCCCCUUCAACGCUGACUCUGACUCCACCCAUUCCAAGUACCUGGACGCGCAAUCAUGCACGAGCGCGAACAGAGAUGCGCGAGAGCGAGCCAGGCUAGCGUAGGUUUUCGUUUAACAACAUGGCACUACAUUCAGCUGUAAAUUGCACCCAGUACCGCGGGAAGUAGGGGUUUUGGGGGUGCUGCAACACCCCCUGUCCGAGGCCCUGUCUUAUCACAGAAAACGAUCAUUUCUAAAAACCAAAGUGGAGAUUUCUGAAAACGCCGGUUAUGUGUUGUCGUAUCAACGGGGAGAAACGGGAUUUUAGGUUCUGAAGCGUCACAUUAUGCACCAGGAAAUGCUUAAAGGCCAUGGUGCAGGUUUAAUUUUUUUCGGAUUUGCGUCAUUUGCUUGUUGGUAAUAAACAUUUUAAUGGUUACCUAUUGUAUUUAAUGUGGUUGGGUAUCACAAAACGGAAUUUAAUACGAAAAAGUGGGUCAUAUUGGAGCGGUUUGCGAUAGCAUCUCAUUUCUCCCGGAAACCGUUGCAUGACGUCACGGUAGGGAGACGACAGACGUAGCCCUUCGAGACCCAUUGAUAGUACAGAGUACGAGAGAGAUAAGUAAGAGAUAAAUACAUAGAUACAUAUAUAGAUAGCCUAGAUAGAUAGAUGGACAGACAUAUAGAUAGAUAGAGAUAGACAGAAUAGAUAGAUAUAUAGACCGAUAUAGAUAUAGACCGAGAGAUAGGGAGACAGGCAGACAGAUAGCAUAGCAUAGCGAGUUAGGUAGGUAGGUGGGUAGGUAGGUGUAGCAUAGCGAGUUAGGUAGGUGGGUAGGUAGGUGUAGCUUUAGAAUGGUGUACAACUGUGUUUGUGCUGGGUGUAAUAAUUCUAGCAGAACAGGACACAGGGUCCAUGCCUUUCCGAAGGACAAGGCAACCCUCAGACAGUGGGUACAGUUUGUCCGCGUUAGACGGGCAGAUUUUUCUAUUCCCUCGGUCACUAAGAACUCCAAGGUCUGCAGCGCUCAUUUCACGGAGGAAGAUUACGACCAAGGGGAUAUCAGGAUGGUAUCUCUCGGGUUAAAGAGGCUGGCACAGCUUAUUCCGAACGCCGUGCCUUCUGUGCACACGCAUCUCUCUGCCUGCCCUGCCCCGAGACCGAGAGGCACCAAGAUCAGUGCCGCCAGCCGCAAGCGAGAGCUGGCUAUGGUAAGCCUCAUGGUAAUGUUUACAAGCUGUGCGUUAGCUAGCCCUGUGUAUACUACAUACCGUAUUCCCUUUGACACCGCCUCCACUACCUUCAUGACUCAUGAUCAGUCUGACAUUAGAAAAGAACAUUUCGUGAUUCAUGAAUAUGAACCAAAACAAAAUUGUCCUGAAGUAAAUGUCCAAAAGCUUGUCAUAUCUAACUAGAAAGCGCCAUGGCUAGUGUUUGGAUCAGUGGCGCUCAUCAAGCGACUUUCACAACAGUGUGUGUGUUCUAUUUAGUUGAUGGAUUUAAUUGCAAUUUUCCUGAUGGAAAGUGACUAUUACGGUCCUCUUUCAUAUGUAUUUAGACGUGACUGUGUCGCUGACGCUAAUUUAUUUACGCAUGUUGACAGAUGCCUCACCGUGUGAGACCACGGACGGUGUCAAUGCUGCUACGGUAGAGGACCCCUUGCCCUACUCCACUUGUGACACUGGGACACAAUGUAUUUUGAAGCCCCUUGGAAGGUCUCACGCUGUGCAAGUGAACCUGAAGCCCAAGAUGGUCAGCAUGGGGACACAAACUUUCACCCCCCUCACUAGUCCUGACCCAACGGAUGGAGAAGAUGAUCUCUCUGUCAUCAGUGAUGCAUCAUGGGUACCAGGAGACCAGAUGUCUGAGGAGGAUGAGGAGGUGUUGUGUGAGGAGCCAUCUCAAACUUGCGACCCCCACCAAAAUGGCAUUGACAAAUUCAUUGUUUGCCAAGAGGAGCUCAUGGCCCUGUUUGCCAUCUGUCCGGCCUGUUGUGAGAAGUCAGAUAGUAGAAUCGUGCAGCAGGAAGGAACAUUUGUUAAAAUAGAGCAGGUCUGUGCAUGUGGCUACCAGCGUUUCUGGCAAAACCAGCCGAUCCUAAACAGGAAUAUGCCAACCUCUAACCUCCUUUUAAGCGGGGCCAUCCAUUUCUCUGGAUGUUUGGCCACCCAGACAUUACGGAUGAUGACCCUGUUUGGCCUUCAGUGCAUCAGCGCAAGCACUUUCUUUCGCCAUCAGCGCCGUUACACCAUCCCCGUCAUCAUUCAGGCCUGGCAGAACGAGCAGGCCAAGAAUUUUAGUGACCUCAAGGCAAUGGAUGGAGGCCUAGUAGUUGCUGGUGACUGCAGGUCAGAUUAUCCAGGGCACUGUGCAAAGUACGGCUCCUACACAUUGAUAGAGGACAGAGUAAACAAGGUAGUUGAUGUUCAGCUUGUUCAGAGCUCAGAGGUCCCCAACAGCUCUUGGUGUGAGAUGGAGGGGCUCAAGCGCAGCAUCGGCUUGCUGAGGCGGAACGACCUGCAUUUGUCAACCCUCAUCACAGACAGACAUCGCCAGGUUGCCAAAUGGGUGAGAGAAGAGCUGUGCCCUGAAGGGACACAGCAUUAUUUUGAUGUCUGGCACAUUGGGAAAAGUAUGUAUCCAUUAUUGGAACGUUUAAGCAGUUUUUGUUAUUGCAUUUCGAUUAAUACCAUUUGUUCUAAACCAGGUCUGGGGAAGGCCUUGGAUACAGCCUCAAAAGACAGACAGUGUGAACAACUACAGUUGUGGAGGCCAGCCACAGUAAACCACCUGUACUGGACUGCAGCCUCAACCCCUGAUGGCAAUCCAGCUGUGAUGGAGGCCAAAUGGUGAAGCUUGGUGAAUCACAUUCAGGACAUCCACGACCAUGACACCCCUGCCUUCUCCAGUUGCGCUCAUGCCCCUCUGGAGGGGGAUCAACGAGAUAAAGAGUGGCUGGAACCAGGUACAGUACACAGUAUGUGGCAUUAUGAAUGCUCUACAGCAGUGGUUCUCAAACUUUUUACCAUGAGUACCACCUUAGAAAUGAUUUGGCUCUCCAAGUACCACCGGAAUUAAAAUAAAGUGCGUAGGCCUAUAACUACAUAGAGUUUACACAGAAGGCAUUAAUAUUAAUAACACGAUUUAUUAUUCACAUAACUUGACUUGACUGAAGCAACCAACUGUCUAUAACUCAUGUAUUGUAUUUAAACACUUGCAACGGGAUAAUACUAACAAUUGAACAACUGCCUCAAUAGGGCUACCCAGCAAAUGGGGAUAUCAUCUGGCAUAUAACAUACCAGUCAAUCUAGUGAGGUUAUUAACAAGUAUACUGCAUUAAAGCAUUCAGAGCACUGAAUAUAAAUUUUAACAACUGCAGUCAACCAAUCAUGUGAGGUAAAUUGUACUGCAUCAAAACAUUCAAAGAAUUGAACAUGAAUAUUUAAAUACUGGAGUCAAACAAUCCUGUUAUAAGUAAUCAUGCGCAGCAAAGAGAGAAAUCAUGUGUACUGCGAUAACACUGUAAUCAAACUAUCAUGAGUAAGAACAAGUGUAUCAUAGAAAAACAACGUAUUCAGUAUUAAAAAAUACUGCAGUAAGUGCCAUAAGGUCAGAAUAUAAACUAUGUUUAGGUUUGAAGGAGAAUGUACUCAGGCACACAUUGAAAAUUAGGCCUAUCAUGCUUAGUGGGAGGGGUGUGAUGUCUGGGUCGAUUGAGGUUAGCUUUAGCCUCAGACUUGGUUCAGUAUCCAACCUGCUUCCAGCACGCAAGUUGAGGGGGGAUGGCAUCCCCCUUUGGAAUUAAAAUGAUCAAAAUCAUCCCCCUUCUGAAACAGCCAUCCCCCCUUCCCAUCCCCUGUUAUUUUAUCAAUUAAUGUGGAAAUAUUACCGCUGUUUCAUUAUAGCGGUUUCCUUUUCAAUUCGGCGCAAGCAACGUUACUUUUCCCAGGGACAGAUUUGACAGCGAUACUGCAUUCUCGGGCAGUAUGCUAUUGCGCAAGCACGCAGGCGUACUUGCGCAAUAGUGCCUUGCCUUCCCGAGCUCUCAUUCCACACCGUACGAAACUGACACUGGUAGCGUGAAGCAGUCUCUGCAUCUCAGACAUCGCUUCCGCAGGCAACUCUGUCCCCUUUUCUCCUACUAAACGUAAAACUAAAACGAAACAACUAGCCUAACCAUUGCAAAUAAUUUAAAGCUGCAAAUAAAACGGCAGCAAAUGGACUAUGGAUUACGCGUUGUGAUCUUCUCUACACGGCCGGGAUUACGGCUGCGUCUUGCGGCGGUUAAAAUAGCCGACACACUUGGUUGCUGCGGGUCUGCUUUCCCGAACUCACCGUUGUGUUUCAGGAGCAUAUCUUGCCGCCUAGUAGCCUACUUGUAGUAGCUACUCUGGUAGCUCGAUUUCGCUUGGCAUAUUUUACAUUUCACCUUAUGAUCUCCUAUUUCUUUAAAGUAGGCCUAUUUCAAUUCUUCGCUGCGCUUUGCUUUAACCGCCAUCUCUUAACUUUUUGAAUUCUGGCGUGCCUGCACACGGCACGCGCCACACAGAAAUGGAUACAUUUAAUUUGCUUUGUGCCCACGGCAUGCGUUAGUGGCGCCGCACAGAAAAUGUAUACAUUUGCUUCAGAAAACUUUGUUUGUUUGUGUGUAUGCAAACUCGAGUUUGCCUGUCCACCAACCGAGUUCAUUUGUAACGAGUAGUAGGCCUACUCGAGUUAUCGAUUCCCCAGAUAUCAGAAACGGUUGCUUCAACUUCAAAAAAUCGUUCAUACUCCGCGUACCACUAGAGGGCGCUCGCGUACCACCAGUGGUACGCGUACCACAGAUUGAGAACGGCUGCUCUACAGGGUUUCCAUUUAAAUCAUUAUUUCAUACUCUGGGGAUCUCAUAACAUUCUGUUUACUGUAAAUAUGUUUGCUAUAAUUCAUAUGCAGGACAAUUUCAUGUGUUUCCACUGGAGAAAAAAUAUCUGUCUAUUUGUAUGUCUGCUGUGUGUGUGCCUACCUAUCUUGGUCUCUUGCAGGCUCAAUGGCAGCAGUAAAACUGGAGGGUAUCAUCACAAGGACAUCCUUACUGAAGGAUGUUCGACAGCUGUCUCCGCAGCACCAGACUUACUCCCUUGAAGCCUUCCACUCCCUGAUCCUGCACUUCGCACCCAAGCACACUGGGUUUUCAUACCAGGGCAUGUAUAGCAGGUCAGUGCUGUCCAAUGGAAUAACAAUGCCGUAUUUGAUCAUACAUACACCAGGUUUCGAAAGUGUUCUCAAAUGUGUUAUUCUGUAGGCUUCUCUUAGCGGCGCUGCAUUACAACUGUAAUGCGAACAGAGAGACCGCACGAAGAAGCGAUGGUUUGGAGAGGUAUAGCGUGCGAUAUCCACGUUUCAGAAAAGGUGCCUGGGUAGUUGUGCCCAUCAAAGAGAAGGCCUCAUACGGUUAUGCAACGUCAUUAAUCGAGGCUCUUCGGGAGAGCUACAUGGAUUCACCCAAGGCUCUUCAAGAGGUUAGCGCCAAUUUGUCAGCCUGUGCACCCGCCCCCAUCGCCAAAUCCUUCGAACAAAUUCCCAAGGAGGAGGCCGUCAGCCUCUAUCUAGCCCAGCAGUCACGCUACAAAAAAUUGAAUUAGCAUAGUUUUUUUCCCACACAGGCCAAUCAUUUAGUUGUGAGUAUGUAUAUAUGUAUAUAGUAAGUAUAUGUUAUUUUGUCUGGUGGUGGUUUUCUGUAUGCCGCAUGUUUUGUUUUCUCUUUGUGUGCUGUUUAUUGCUUGGGUUUUUUGAUUGUUCCAGGAAGUUUAUUAUAACCUUACAUUUUAACCCCUUGCGCUGACCCUAACAUCUGUCGACUAACAUUAUCUCUUGGUUAUUUUUGGCUGUAACCCAUUCAUUCCUUUAUCAGCAUCACCAUGGUUACCGCCUCACUGCAUGUCGCAUGUUUUGUUUUUAUUGCUUGGGUUUUUUACUUAGUUGUGUGCACAAAUCAUUCCAUUACAGCUCCAUUUGCCCCAUAAUUCAUAAAAAAAAUGGUAAGAAUCCGAAAGGGACCUCUGUGUGCGCUUUUCUCUUGGAUCACUAUGCGUCUGCUCUAUGUGACAUCAUUGCAUGUAUGUGUCCGUGAGUGAGUGAGAGAAUGUGCUGUGUGAGUGCUGACCCUCAGGUAAGACCACACUAUUGCAAGAUUAUUUUAUGUUGGUUUCUUUGUGCCUAACCCUUUUUUUCUUGAUUUGUUUACUUUAUCAGGCCUUUCAACCUGUCCCUUUUUUCAGUAAUCGAUCCCCAUUACUUGGGAUGACCUAAUAAACUGUUUUUAUAUGAAUUCACAUGUUCUGUGUAUUUUAUAACAUUUUAAAGGCGGUUGAGCGAUCGCAACACAACUAGCAUGAGUUAAUUCUUGAACUGAAAAAUAAUUGUAUUCAUGUUGUACGUGCCAAUAUGGUUUUUAUUCUUCAUCCAAACGAGGCCAUUGAAAGCCAUGAUGGGUCUGGUCACCACUCUGAAAUUGUUGCCUGAUGGCUGAAACCAGACAGGAGGGUAGAGGCUUCCUUAUAUGCAGGCCAAGAACUCCAUAAGCCCAUCGUAUAGCCUGCCUGUAUGCAGUGUACCGGUAUUGCCUAGGGAAAUAGGUUGGAAAAUAAAAAAAUUGCAUGCAUGUUUAUUGUCUAUGCAACACAUCUCUAGUCGCCUAUAACUGUUUAAGUUGGUUCAUAGGACUCUAUAAAAAGAAUGCUAAAGUAACAAACAAUUAACAUACUCGUGCGUGCUGGCUUGAAGGGGACCAUGAUCCUGCUUGAAAUGUGUGUACGCUAUCUUAAGCACAAACGGAUUCAGGCAGCAUGCAUCAAAUCCUGGAUGCUGAGUGAGGCAUGUCACAUCUGCUGGUCUUGGGCUGAGCUUCUCGACCAGCGACCAAAACGCACUCACUUCCCGACAGCACAAGCUCUCCACCACCGAUUCCAUAGGACGGCACCGCCCACACAAACACCUGCCAAACACAGCGACACAGACACGCUUACUACUCUCCCUCUCACGGUAAGCGCUACCCUGACGGUGUCAAUGACAAUCAAUCACGAGGAGUAGAAUCGAAAAUAAUCACCGCUGAAUUCAUGACCAGCCUACGUGUCCGGCGGCUACCGGGUACGUUUGCAACAACACUUUCACCGGAGGAAUAUGUAAAAGCUUAGAAAUAAAGACUAGGCAAAAUAUGUACCGGUAGGUACUGGAGCUAUUAGGCAACCAUCAAAACGUGGGAUAACUAAUCGUAGGGUUUAUCCGGGGAGGGGGGAUAGCUCAAGCGCUCGUUGCUGCAUUGCUAAAUGAUAGCAACUCACCAGGACACCUCACCAACUCUCCACCCAUUCUCCUCUGACCAUGAAUUUAAUUGGCUUUGACGGCCAUCAAUCCUCGGCAAUUCCUCAUUCGCCCCCUCACGUCUAACAGGCUCGAAAUUAUACGGCUGUGGGCCAUCAUAAAUGUAAUUUGUGGUUCUUGCCACCUCUUCCUCAUCCCAGUUAGACGCCAUAGUUCUAGUACUAGGCUGAGGCUACCUUCCACCACGACUCCCUACCGUGACGUCACCACCGAACGACGUUAGAAAACACCCGUUACCACAAAAAACGACAAAAACUGGACUUUAACGCAAUUUUGGAGACAUUUCAUGAAUGCGGUACAUAUUUUGAGUGCUUUAUGUACCCAUUAAUCGAAACUUCCGGUUAACCUGCACCAUAGGCUUUAACGUCAUGUGAGCAUCCGCUGUACCGUAUUGGUCCGAAUAUAAACACAAACCCCAUUGUAAUACGACCUAUAUUUGGAAAAAAGAUUUGAAGCCCAGAUCUUGAUUUCAUGAAUAAAUAAAUUGUAUUAAUUGAAAUAAUAUACGAAAAUAAAAAGGCAUAGAAUAAAACACUGCAUUGCCACUAAACAGUAGUGCAAAUAGGCCGUACUGAUGUGUACACCAAAGACUUCCUGACACUCCUCUGCCCCGCUGUGUUCGCUCUGGCUGUGGUCGCUCCGAACUGUUUCGGCCCGUGGCAAAGCGAGUCAUCCUCGCUGCUGUCCAAGGCAUGUUGAGACGCAGCAUUUAUUUAAUGCUCAUAUGUCCUAGUGCUGAAAAAAGGUUAUAUGAAAAAGUGUGAGGGUAGCGGUGGUGCGCUAAACUUGUUCUGUGAGCAGCUGGAUGUGAACCAUGGUGUGAAGGAAGUGAACACAACGAUCGAUUUUCAACUGUGCGCGCAUGCACUGGUGUAAUUGAGCUGCGCUGCUAUAUAUCUUUUUUAUCAAUGUGACGAGUUGCGAGUCUAGUGCAGGCCGGGUUUUUUUUUCCAGCACCCCCUGCUGAGAAUACGUUCUCGCGGCUAUGGUUGCACCAGAUGUUAUAAACAUUAAACGGUCACAUAAAUCAAUACUAUUUUUAGAAAAUGUAUGUUUGUUUCAUAUAAUUGUAUUGGAAGUCCUGGUUUUCACUAGGGUUGCCGCGGUGUGGACAUUUUCACACCGAGUAAUAGCCUACACUCGUCUCAACACCGGUAUUACCGAGUAUAAACGGUAUAAACUUUGAAACUAGGUCAACCGCCACACAAGCAUCGGUUUAGACCCUUCUGUCCUUCAGUUGCCGCCAACGUUCAAAAGCAGCGCCUAGGAUUAUUCUUGAUUUCAGUUUUUCUCUUUCAGCGUUUUUAUUAUCAAUUACUCUCUGAAAAAGAGUUUUCCUUCUCUUUGCUGGUGGUGGUGGUGGUGGUGGGGAUUGUGGCGUCUUGUCUGCCAUGGAAAUUGUCUUCUACUGCUAGGUCCAAAUGUGGAUUAACUAGUUCCAGUAGAUACCGCAGGAUAACAACAAACAGGAGCUUGCUCUGGGUCACGAGUACUGCACGA
Messenger RNA from Gadus chalcogrammus (walleye pollock), 17350 nucleotides. RefSeq lists its product as uncharacterized. Bases 10037 to 11341 code for a protein of 434 amino acids. The transcript has 12 exons. The record is from RefSeq and is a predicted model, not a curated record. Lineage: Eukaryota; Metazoa; Chordata; Actinopteri; Gadiformes; Gadidae.